Molecule: messenger RNA, 8433 nt
Organism: Fukomys damarensis (Damara mole-rat)
Lineage: Eukaryota; Metazoa; Chordata; Mammalia; Rodentia; Bathyergidae
Gene: Atp7b
Product: ATPase copper transporting beta
Exons: 21
Coding region: 241-4632 (1463 amino acids)
Biological process (GO): monoatomic cation transport; copper ion homeostasis
Cellular component (GO): trans-Golgi network; membrane; perinuclear region of cytoplasm
Molecular function (GO): P-type divalent copper transporter activity; copper ion binding; ATP binding
Source: RefSeq, a predicted model, not a curated record
GGGGCGCGGCGCCACGCGUCUUUAACCCACGGGGUGCCCUGGCCCCGAGCCGGAGGACUUGUUCCCAGACACCCCUCGGGUCGGAGUCGAACGGGACCGUUGCCUCCACAACCAGUGCUCUUCUUAAGGGUUUUAACAUCGCGCUUCUCUUCUCUUCUCCACGCCUCCCACCAGGUCACCUUUGGGAUCCGGGAUGAUCCGAGCCCCAAAAGAACAACAAACUGGUGUCCUCGAGGAGUGAUGCCUGAGCAGGAGAGACAGGUUACAGCCAGAGAAGAGGCCAGUCGGAAAAUCUUAUCUAAGCUUUCUUUGCCUGCUCACUCUUGGAAACGAGCAAUGAAGCAGAGUUUUGCCUUUGACAAUGUCGGCUAUGAAGGGGGUGCGGACAACAUGUGCUCUUCUCCGAUGAUAACCAGCACCAUUGGCAUUUUGGGCAUGACUUGCCAGUCUUGUGUCAAGUCCAUCGAGGGCAGGCUUUCUAGUUUGAAGGGCAUCGUGAGCAUUAAAGUUUCCUUAGAACAAGGCAAUGCAACUGUGAAAUAUUUGCCAUCAGUCAUUAGCCUGCAACAAGUUUGCCACCAAAUUGGGGACAUGGGCUUUGAGGCCACCAUGGCAGAGGGAAGAGCUUCCUCCUGGCCUUCCAGGUCUUUACCAGCCCAAGAGGCAAUAGUCAAGCUGCGGGUGGAAGGCAUGACCUGCCAGUCUUGUGCCAGCUCCAUUGAAGGCAAGAUGCGGAAACUACAUGGAGUAGUGAGAAUCAAAGUUUCACUCAGCAACCAAGAGGCAGUUAUCACUUACCAGCCUUACCUUAUUCAACCCGAAGACCUCAGGGACCAUGUCAACGACAUGGGGUUUGAAGCUGCCAUCAAGAACAAAGUGGCUCCCUUAAGUCUGGGACCAAUUGAUAUCGGCCGGUUACAGAGUGCUAGCCCAAAGAGACCAUCAGCUUUUGCUAACCAGAAUCUCAACAACUCUGAGACCCUGGGGCACCAAGGAAGCCGCAUGGCCACCCUGGAACUGGGAAUAGAUGGAAUGCACUGUCAGUCUUGUGUCUUGAAUAUUGAAGGAAAUAUAGGCCAGCUCCCGGGGGUUCAACGUAUUCAAGUAUCCUUGGAGAACAAAACUGCCCAAGUACAGUAUGAUCCUUCUUGUGUCACACCUGUGUCCCUACAGAGAGCCAUUGAGGCACUUCCACCUGGGAACUUCAAAGUUUCUCUUCCUGACGGAGCAGGAGGGAGUGGAGCAGGGGACAGAUCUCUCAGUUAUCAUUCCCUGGGCUCUCCUGAGAGAAGCCUGGUGCAGGACCCGUGCAGCUCUGUAGUGCUGAGUGUCACUGGCAUGACCUGUGCGUCCUGUGUGCAGUCCAUCGAAGGCGUGCUCGCCCAGAGAGAAGGGGUACAGAGAAUCUCUGUCUCUUUGGCUGAAGGAACUGCAACAGUUCUUUAUGAUCCCUCUGUAAUUAGGCCUGAAGAACUCCGAGCUGCUGUAGAAGAUAUGGGAUUUGAGGCGUCAUUGAUUCCUGAAAACUGUUCUACCAGCCAUGUUGAAAGCCUCAGUGCUGGAAAUGCCAUGCUGCAAACUCUAGGUGACCCACCGGUGUCCGUGCAAGAAGUGACUCCACAAGCCAGGGGGCCCCUUAGAAACCACAGCCCUGGCUACUCAUCGGACACCCCCCAAUCCAUUGGAACAGUAGCACCGCAAAGGUGCUUUUUACAGAUCAAAGGCAUGACCUGCGCAUCCUGUGUGUCUCACAUAGAAAGAAAUCUCCAGAAAGAAGCUGGUAUUCUCUCCAUCCUUGUUGCCUUGAUGUCAGGAAAGGCAGAAGUCAAGUAUAAUCCAGAGGUCAUCCAGCCACCUAAGAUCGCUCAGCUUAUCCAGAACCUGGGCUUUGAGGCAGCAAUCAUGGAGGACAAUGUGGGCUCAGAUGGCGAUAUUGAACUGGUUAUCACAGGGAUGACCUGCGCUUCCUGUGUUCACAACAUAGAGUCCAGGCUCACCAGAACCACUGGCAUCACCUAUGCCUCUGUGGCCCUUGCCACCAGCAAAGCCCAUGUGAAAUUUGAUCCAGAAAUUAUUGGUCCACGGGAUAUUGUCAGAAUUAUUAAGGAGAUCGGCUUCCAUGCUUCUCUGGACCAGAGAAGGCCCAACGCUCAUCACUUGGACCACAAGAUGGAAAUAAAGCAGUGGAAGAAGUCUUUCCUGUGCAGCCUGGUCUUUGGCAUCCCUGUCAUGGGCUUAAUGAUCUAUAUGUUAAUACCCAGCAGUGAGCCCCACGAGGCAAUGGUCCUGGACCACAGUAUCAUCCCAGGACUGUCUAUUCUGAACCUUAUCUUCUUCAUCUUGUGUACCUUCGUCCAGUUCCUCGGUGGGUGGUACUUCUAUAUUCAGGCCUACAAGUCUCUGCGACACAGGUCAGCCAACAUGGAUGUGCUCAUUGUUCUGGCCACAAGCAUUGCCUACGUCUACUCCCUGGUCAUCCUGGUCGUUGCAGUUGCUGAGAAGGCCGAGAAGAGUCCUGUGACAUUCUUUGACACACCCCCCAUGCUCUUCGUGUUUAUUGCCCUGGGACGGUGGCUGGAACACGUGGCAAAAAGCAAAACUUCAGAAGCUCUUGCCAAACUCAUGUCUCUCCAAGCCACAGAAGCUACAGUUGUGACCCUUGGUGAGGACAACUUAAUCCUCAGAGAGGAGCAAGUGCCCAUGGAGCUCGUACAGCGGGGCGAUAUCAUCAAGGUCGUUCCCGGGGGGAAGUUCCCAGUGGAUGGGAAAGUCCUGGAAGGCAAUACCAUGGCUGAUGAGUCCCUCAUCACAGGAGAAGCCAUGCCUGUCACUAAGAAACCUGGGAGCAUGGUGAUCGCCGGGUCCAUAAACGCUCAUGGCUCUGUGCUCAUUAAAGCCACCCAUGUGGGCAACAACACUACUUUGGCUCAGAUUGUGAAGUUGGUGGAAGAGGCUCAGAUGUCAAAGGCACCCAUUCAGCAACUGGCCGACCGGUUUAGUGGAUAUUUUGUCCCAUUUAUCAUCAUCAUUUCAACUUUGACGUUGGUGGUUUGGAUUGUAAUCGGUUUUAUUGAUUUUGGUGUUGUUCAGAAAUACUUUCCUAACCCCAGCAAGAACGUGUCGCAGACAGAGGUGAUCAUCCGGUUCGCCUUCCAGACAUCCAUCACUGUGUUGUGCAUUGCCUGCCCCUGCUCCCUGGGGCUGGCCACGCCCACGGCAGUCAUGGUGGGUACUGGAGUGGCCGCCCAGCAUGGCAUCCUCAUCAAGGGAGGCAAGCCUCUGGAGAUGGCGCACAAGAUAAAGACUGUGAUGUUUGACAAAACUGGAACCAUUACCCACGGGGUUCCCAGGGUCAUGCGAGUCCUGCUGCUUGUAGAUGUGGCUACACUGCCCCUCAGAAAGGUUCUGGCUGUGGUGGGCACUGCAGAGGCCAGCAGUGAGCAUCCCCUGGGCUUGGCAGUCACCAAAUACUGUAAAGAGGAACUUGGAACAGAGACCUUGGGAUACUGCACGGACUUCCAGGCGGUGCCAGGCUGUGGAAUUGGCUGCAAAGUCAGCAAUGUGGAAGGCAUCCUGGCCCAGAGUGAGCGCCCACUGAGUGGGCAGGCUGCUCCCCUGAAGGGGAUUGGCAGCCCUCCAGGAAAAGAUACAGCGCCCCAGACUUUCUCUGUGCUGAUUGGAAACCGUGAGUGGAUGAGGCGCAACGGCUUAACCAUCUCCAGUGACGUCAGUGAUGCUAUGAUCGAUCAUGAAAUGAAAGGACAGACAGCCAUCCUGGUGGCGAUUGACGGUGUGCUUUGUGGGAUGAUCGCCAUCGCAGAUGCUGUCAAGCCAGAGGCUGCCCUGGCGGUGCAUACCCUGAAAAGCAUGGGUGUGGAUGUGGUUCUGAUCACCGGGGACAACCGAAAGACAGCCAGAGCCAUUGCCACCCAGGUUGGUAUCAACAAAGUGUUUGCAGAGGUGCUGCCUUCUCACAAGGUCGCCAAGGUCCAGGAGCUCCAGAAUGAAGGGAAGAAAGUCGCUAUGGUGGGCGAUGGGGUGAAUGACUCCCCAGCCUUGGCCCAGGCCGAUGUGGGCAUCGCCAUCGGGACUGGCACAGAUGUUGCCAUUGAGGCGGCAGAUGUGGUUCUCAUCAGAAACGACUUACUGGAUGUGGUGGCCAGCAUUCACCUCUCCAAAAGGACCGUCCGCAGGAUCCGCGUCAACUUGGUGCUGGCACUGAUUUACAACAUGGUGGGGAUACCCAUCGCUGCAGGUGUCUUCAUGCCCAUUGGUAUCGUGCUGCAGCCAUGGAUGGGCUCAGCGGCCAUGGCGGCCUCCUCCGUGUCCGUGGUGCUCUCUUCUCUACAGCUCAAGUGCUACAGGAAGCCCGACCUGGAGAGGUACGAGGCACAGGCCCAUGGCCGUAUGAAGCCCCUGAGUGCAUCCCAGGUCAGCGUGCAUGUGGGCAUGGAUGACCGACGGUGGGACUCCCCCAGGGCCACACCGUGGGACCAGGUCAGCUAUGUCAGCCAGGUGUCUCUGUCCUCCCUGACAUCUGACAAGCUGUCUCGGCAUAGUGCCACUGUGGAUGAUGGCGGAGACAAGUGGUCUCUGCUCCUGAAUGACAGGGAUGAGGAACAGUACAUUUGAAAGCUCUAGGAGCACAGAUCCAGGGCAGGCCGGGUAGGUCCUCCUGUGAGGACUCACAUUGCUGGCUGUGGUUGGGCCAAGCACAGUACAAACAGCAUGUGGAGGUGAAGCUUGCCCAAGGCCCCCUGCCCCCUGGAUGUUUCCAUUGUCCCUCCCUGGAUCUCUGGGCUUUGUUGAGGUGCCAUCAGAAGGGGCUGGGCAGAACAGCCCUUUGUGUGUCCUGCUGGUGUGGGGCAAAGGAUCCUGGCCUUCCUGGGCUGUUAGCAUGGAGCCUUUCUUGGAAGCAGAAGAGGAGAGGAAAUCAGUGCUCCUCACAGACCUCUGCCUCUGUACCUGAGAGGACUUCUUGAGAAAUAAACACACCCAUUAGGACCAAACAGUCGGCUGGGCCUCUUCAUGAACUCAUGGUGAGGCUGUCUGACAUCGUCUAUGUGUCUCAUGGGUCUGAGACCACCAUUUACCUCACGUGCACCUGUUGCCUUCUACUGGCAGUCUCUUCCUUUUCUCCUCUUCUGUGUGCUUGGCCUCCUUCACACUGAGGCAGGACUGCUGCCCUUGGGCAUCUACAAUGCUCUGGCCCCUGCACUCAGACUGAGCCUGCCUCCUGCCUGGGAGCUAACCGUACCCCCCUUCACACCGAGGAGAAGUCUUUUUUGUUGCUGAACAGCUCCUGGGGAGUCCUGCUGCUGCUGAUGCCCCACUAAAAUGAGAUUUCUGAGCCUGACCGGGAGUCCAAACCCAGCUUUCUUCAAGGCCCUGGGACUCGUGAGCCUGGACGCUCUGUGGGGGUCAUGUGCCUAAGGGGCCUCCCUAUUACCUCGCAGGGCCCAGUUCAGCCCUGGUGCCUGGAGUCCCCGGGCUCCCUGGCCUGUGUGCCUGGCAGAAAUGCCCUGUGAGAGGACAGCAGUUCAUGUGAGCCUUGUGUGUGCUGAGUGGUUAACCGAAGGGCAGCACAGCUCCCCAGGGGAAUGUCUGCUUUUUUUUUUUUAAUAGCUUAUAAAAAUACCACCAAGUUGAUAAUCUUUAUUUCACAAAGAUACACAAUACAAGUAAUACAAAAAUCCAUACAUUCUAUGGUUUCUAAACAUUUACCCCAUUAAUAGUUUUUGUGAGAGGCUGUUGUCCUUCAUGGUUCAGAGAAAGUUUAGAUGACUGACGUUUGUUAGAGCCCCACUUUCUUCCUUUCUACCCAGCAAGUUAGUCUGUUCAGAAGUCUUGCCAGAUGUUUUGUUCGCCUCUCCCUGUUACUGCUUAACCAACAGAUUUCAUUCUGUGGUUGCAGAGUAAUCUGUUAAGUCUCAUAAUUCAGGGGCUAUCCUACUGACCAGGGCCUAUCCCAUUUGGAUGGGUCUAUCCCCGUUUCUCUCAAUUCAGAUCCAACUGUGAGUUGCAUGUUCUUUCGCUGCCAGUUUAAAUCUUGAAUAUGUUUCCUUACCUUCCAAAGCUCUUUCUGCAUAUGUUCAGUCAUAUGAACUAGAUUUUUAUUACUUUGCAGGCAUUCCAUCCAUGCUGUGAGGUUACUUCUAGAUUCUCUAUUCAGUCUGCUUCAUGCUCUCAGUGAGUAAUAGAAUUUUUUACACAUCCCUGCCAUGCAGUGAUGUCACUUUUCUGACCCGAGGCAGAGGCUGGAAGCUCAUAUCAUUUCAAGGUGAGCAACUCAAAUGGUUGUCAGUUUCAAAAGUAAAGUAAUCUGGGGCUGUUAAGUAGCUCAAGGAAUUCUUAGGAGGUUGGUAUCUGUGAGCUUCCUCCUUUACCAGCGCCACAGCUGCUCCCCACACGCCUGUUGCUUCUGAGCCUUGAUCAAAAUGCAGCAGGGCACCCGCUACUACCUCUCUGGCCACCAACCCCAUGCCUGCCUUUGCAGGGACUGUGGUCUCGCCUGUGUUUUCUGAGUCUGCAAUGUCCACUUUUACCCUUCAGUAGCUCUUGUGGUUUUAGCGGGUCAGGGUGGGUUGAGUUACAGACUCUGAAGUCUGGUGAUUGACGAGACCCCCUGGGAACAGGGUAACAGAAUCAGAUUACUCUUAAGAUGAAACCUGGGCACACAAAAUACUUUUAUUUAUUGAGUGUCACUUAUUUGCCAGGGGCAGUGUUAGUACUCUUUGUCGGUUUUACUUCUAAUCCCCCACAAAGUAGCAAGGUAGCUAUUUCUGUCCAUAUUUUACAGGCAAGGAAACAGGCCAAGAGAGCCUACUUACUUCUCUUGCCUGUUAUCACACAGCCAGUAUACAUGCCAUCUCUGUUGGCUCUGAAGGCUUUUCUGUAAUUCUGCUACUGCCUUAUCACUUUGCUUAACUAGAAGAGCACGUUUUCCAGGUGAUGUAUUAGUUGUACCAACUUAGAAUGCAUGGGCUGGAAUGUAGCUCAGUGGUGCUGUGCCUGCCUGGCAAGCACAAGGCCCCUGGUACUAGAAACAAAACAAAACAAAAUAAAACUUAGAAUGAAGUUGUAAUGCAUUCAUGAGAUCAUUUCACGUUCACUUUGGAUAAUCAGUUUCAAUUUUAACAUAUAGUAUAGUUUUUUGCUAGGUUUUAUAUUCUUUCUUUCUUUUGUUACGGGGAUCGAACUCGGGACCUUGCACUUGCAAGGCAGGCGGUGGCACCACUGAGCUACAUCCCUGGCCCUGGGUUUUAUGUUCUAAAAGCCAAGUUCAGGGUUUUGUUAUGUUUCAUUGUCUGCAGUCUUCCCUUUUCUGCCAGCCCUUUCCCACUAUCCAUCCCCAUUCUGUCUUUCCUCUAUUCUUCCUCAGGAAAUAUUUCUUAUUUUGAAAUUAGGCUAAUGAUUUUCUAAAGAAUCUAAUUGUGUUAAAUUUUAAAACUUCUAGAACCAUUAAUGUCACAUUCAUAUAUAGAAUUGAAAAUACUUAUAUAAUGGUACAGAAAGUAAACUUGUAGAUGUUAGCGUACCAGGAGUUUGGAGGUCAGAUAACAGUUCCUAUUUAAAAAAACAUUCCACACAGUAUGAGAAUAAAGUUUCAUUUUGUUCAUCUAAAAACCUGCCUGUGGCUGCCUCUGUCUGUGGGCAGCUUCUUGGAGCGAGUGCUGCCUGCCUUUGAGGAGCAGUUCUGCUGGUCUCUGGCUUGGCCCGGUGUCUCUGGAGGCACAAAGAUGGGAUUUUAACAGUGGGGGACAUGAGAUGGCCAGAACCUGUCAAUGUGCCCUGCCCUGCAUUGGUCUGAGCCUCUCUCCUGAAGGCCAGAGGUGGCCAGGUUCAGUGGCGCACGGGGACAGCUCUGAGAGGCAGCCCCACUGGGCCGACAUGGGCUUUGAUUGCCCUCAUGUACAUGUUUGCAGUGCACAGGAAUCAGGAGGGAUAUGUUGGAGCUCCUUCGCUCUGAAGGACAAAUGUGGGAGAGCAGUAGAAAAAUGUGGACCAGUGGGGUCUGCUAGGAAGGCUCAGGGGGCCCUGAGUUACAUCUGAGGAGAGGUAGUGGUGUAGUUUGUCAUCCAAACCAAGAUACAUUUAAGAGUGGAGGGAUGCACUGUUAAUUAUUACUUAUUAUGCCAAGACAGCUAAACUGAGCCUGUGGAGACAAAUUGGGUCAUGUCAGUUUCCUUAGGAAGAAAAUGGAAAUCUGGCGGAAAUGGGUCAUGCCUGUAAUUCCAGUCCUUGGGAAGCUGAGGCAGAUGGACAUGAGAUUGAGGCCAUCGUGGAUACCAAAGUAUGUUUGAGACCAGUCUGAGCUGAUAGUGACACCCUGUCCAAAAAGGGGCAAAGGGGGAGCAACACUGUGAAAUCACCAUCAACACAAACUUUUUUUAAAGGUAGUGAAAAUUUACAUUUAUUUCAAAGACAAAAUGA